Molecule: messenger RNA, 405 nt
Organism: Adineta ricciae
Lineage: Eukaryota; Metazoa; Rotifera; Eurotatoria; Adinetida; Adinetidae
Source: the annotation of a GenBank genome assembly
AUGGCCAAUUCAUUGUACUUUCUAACAAUGGUCAUCGUGUUGCUUCAAAUCAGCUUCAAUGUAAGUUUACCAAUUGAAUCUAAUGAUGGAAAUAGUCCUUGGAUACAACAUAAGCUACAAACAUGGGAUUGGUCUAGAUACAGAGAUCCACCAGAACCCAAGUGGACAUUUAGAGAAUCAUCCAUAGACAAUUAUGGUUUUCGUUUUAAUCCAGAAUAUCAAGCUACUAGCCGCCUUUCUAUAGCACCUCAUAUUGAUUAUGGUUGGCGCCAAGGAGUAACAGGAGGUGGUAUUCGGCUUAGAUAUAAAUUUCGAAGAAGUGCUGAUGAACAAAACAAGUUAGCUCAACAAGAUCCUGAUUUAAUUUACAAUAGAAAUAAUGAUGAUGCACAAGAUGUCAAUUGA